Messenger RNA from Guillardia theta CCMP2712, 1149 nucleotides. RefSeq lists its product as hypothetical. The record is from RefSeq and is a predicted model, not a curated record. NCBI's taxonomy places the organism in Eukaryota, Cryptophyceae, Pyrenomonadales, Geminigeraceae. The annotation marks the transcript as partial. Gene Ontology annotation, molecular function: metal ion binding. The transcript has 6 exons.
CAGGUCCUCGAUCGUAUCCUGCUGAGGAGGACGAAGCUAGGUCGGGCAGAAGACAUCGUCCUGCCCCCCAAGGUGAUCAUCUUGCGCAAGGACUUCUUCGACCCCUUCGAGUCGGACUUCUACCAGAGCCUCUACACUCAGAGUCAGACUCAGUUCAACGCCUAUGUCCAACAAGGCACCAUCCUCAACAACUACGCGCACAUCUUCGACUUGCUCAUCCGCCUCCGUCAGGCCGUCAACCAUCCUUACCUUGUCCAGUACUCCGAGAAGAACUACCUCGCAUCACAGGCGGCUGCAGCAGCAGGAGCAGCAGCAGGAGCUGACAGCCAGGACUCGGAGCAGUGCGGAUUGUGCAAGGACGAGGCCGAGGACAAAGUCGUGUCAGCCUGCAAACACUGCUUCUGCCGCUCCUGCAUAGAAGAGUACGUCGCCUCUGCUCCAUGCUCCCCAGUCACCUGCCCUACCUGCGAGCAAGUCCUCUCCGUCGACCUCUCCCCGAAGGAAGCUCCUCCUACCCCCACUGCUCCUCCUCCUGCCCCCAGCAGGUCUGGCAAGGCCCCGAGGAUAAUGCAGAGGUUCUCAAGGUUGGACGAUUUCAAGAGCAGCACCAAGAUUGAGGCUCUGAUGGAGGAGCUCGAGCUUCUGGUUGAGAACGACUCCUCCGCUAAGGCAAUCGUCUUCUCUCAGUUCGUCUCCAUGCUCGACCUCAUCGCUUACCGCCUCGAGCUGCUGCCUCCUCCUCACUCUUCUCAGCUCGCUGGCAUCCGCGUCGUCAAGCUCGACGGUCGCAUGACCUUCGACGCUCGGGAUCGUCACAUCGCUUCCUUCUGCGAGGACGCGGAUACCCGUGUCUUUCUUAUCUCCCUCAAGGCUGGGGGUGUGGCGCUGAACCUGACGGUGGCGAGUGCUGUGUACAUCAUGGACCCUUGGUGGAACCCGGCGGUCGAGUUCCAGGCCAUGGACCGGAUCCACAGGCUCGGGCAGUACAAGCCGAUCAAAGUUGUGAGAUUCGUGAUCGAGGACACAAUCGAGGAUCGCAUCCUGAGGCUGCAGGAGAAGAAGCGACUGGUCUUCGAGAGCACCGUAGGCAGAAGUUCGGAAGCGCUAGCAAAGCUCACAGAGGCAGAUAUGAAAUUUCUCUUCUCCUAA